CCAUUUCAGAUGAAACUUACUGAGAAACGAAACCUAAAAGCCCACUAGCUUUCAAGGGAGUGGCAGCAGAGUCAAACGACAGAGUGCAAUGGCAGCGUCUGGUCAGAAUCCCUUUAGCUGUGCAAUGUGUCUGGAUACAUGGAGGGAUCCAGUGACUAUUCCAUGUGGACACAAUUACUGCAUGCGCUGCAUUAGUGCCUGCUGGGACAAAGAAGAUGAGAAGGGUGUGUACAGCUGCCCUCUGUGCAGCCAGUCGUUCAGCCCAAGGCCUCCUCUGAGUAAGAACACAGUGUUGGCUGAGCUGGUGGGGAAUAUGAAGGUUCAGAUUGUGACCAGUGUGCCGUCUGUUGUGUGCUAUGCUGAACCUGGAGAUGUGGCGUGUGAUUUCUGCACUGGAAGAAAACUAAAGGCUGACCAAUCCUGCCUUGUGUGCCUGGCCUCCAUGUGUGAGACGCACCUCCAGCCUCACCUGGACGUUCCAGCAUUGAGGAAGCACAAGCUAGUCAAGGCCAGGGCUGGGCUGCAAGACAGGCUCUGUGCUAAACACGACAAGCCCCUCGAGGUGUUUUGCUGCACCGACCAGACCUGCAUCUGCAUGUUGUGCACAAUGGACGACCACAAAGGUCACGAGACCACUUCAGUUGCAGCAGAGAGAACUCAUAAACAGAAUCAGGUGAUGGAGACAAGGAGUAAUUUCCAGCAGAACCUCCAGGAAACAGAGACAACCCUUCAAAAGCUGAGAGAAACGAUGGCUCAUCACAAGACAAUGUCAGAAGAGACACUGGCACACAGUGAGAAGACCUUCACCGAACUGAUACAGUAUUUAGAAGGGAAGCGUUCUGAGGUGAGAGAGCUGAUCUCGGCCCAGCAGAAGCAGGCUGGCCUGAAUGCUGAGGAGAUGGUCCAGGAGCUGGAGCAGAGGAGCACUGAACUGAAGAGAGGAGAUGCUGAGCUGGCAGAGCUGUGUCAUGAGGAGGAUCAUGUCUGGUUUGUGCAGAGGUUCCACACCUUCAAAAACUCUCCUGCGCUUAAGGCUUCACCCAUCAUGAUUCUUGAUGUGUCAAAGUAUUUUGAAGACCUUCGCCAAUCUCUUUCUGCUUUGAGGCAAACAGUUGAGAAGGCUUGUGAUGUGGACAUGGUGAAAAUAUCAGCAAAAGUUAAAGAAACUGAGAUUGUAAGGCAAUUACCAGCGAGAGAAGAUCUCCUCAAAUAUUCCUGUUGGCUGUCACUUGAUGGAAACACGGCCUACAGAGACCUGAUACUCUCUGAAUUGAAUACAAAAGUUAUGGCAACAGAACACAGACGUGGAAUUGGAGGUGGAGGUUUCAGUUUUGGUACGCCAUCUUCUUCACUUUUUGUUGGUGCACCUGCACCUGCACCUGCACCUGCAGCUGGACUUUUUGGCUUAAGUUCUCAAGCUUCAACUGGUCGAUCUCAGCCAUUUUAUGACCGUCAAGUGUUGUGUGUGCAAGGAUUGUCUGGACAGAGUUACUGGGAGGUAACAAGGAGUAAUGCGAAAGGGGUUGCUAUUGCUGUAGCAUACAGAGACAUCUGCAGCACAAGUCGUUUUGGAUACGAUGAUAAGUCGUGGAGUUUGUCCUGUUCAUCUGAAGGGUGCUCCUUCUGGCACCAUGGGAACAAGACUGACGUCAUUGGUCUCAUUCCUGGAAAUAGAAUUGGAGUCCACCUUGAUCACAAAGAAGGAACUUUGUCCUUCUAUGAUGUCUCUGGCAUGAUUACCUUUCUCCACAGAGUAUGCACCAAAUUCACAGAGCCGCUGUAUCCUGGAUUUUGGUUAGAGGAAGGGGCGUGUUUGAAAAUUAUGAACGAAGGUGUCAACCCAAAUGAUUUGUUUGGGUCACCACCACAUAGUGUGUUUGGUCAGGCCCAUGGAUUGGGGUUCUAAACAGACUUUGGAGCACCCAUGUCUAUUGACAAUGGUUGAUAUAAUAUACUGUAUAUAUACCAUCUAUUCAUAUUGCAUAACUCUAAAUAGAUUUUUCUGUGGUGAAUGCAAUGUGUCAUGGUUGUCAUUUCAUUAUGGGCUACUCUCCACCAUCUUAAAUGUUUACAAGAAAUGUCUUUCUCAAAAUGUUUUUUUUUUGCACACCAUAUGGUGUCAUUUACAUUGUCAUUUUUCGAAAAUGUGUUUAUAAUGUUGCAGUAUAUUGGUUUAGGUGCAAUUUUGUCCUCAAA
Engraulis encrasicolus (European anchovy) is the source of this 2196-nucleotide messenger RNA. RefSeq names its product E3 ubiquitin-protein ligase TRIM65-like. The transcript has 7 exons. The record is from RefSeq and is a predicted model, not a curated record. Lineage: Eukaryota; Metazoa; Chordata; Actinopteri; Clupeiformes; Engraulidae. Gene Ontology annotation, molecular function: zinc ion binding; protein binding. Bases 89 to 1906 code for a protein of 605 amino acids.